AUGAAGAAAGCACUCGUUCCUUUGGUCUUGGUCAUCUUCGCAAUAGAAUUGAGUCGUGCUGACGAUUCCCACUACGAUAUUCAACGCAAGCUUGUUUUAUCAGGCACAGUUGUUCCUGGUACAGAAAACGCCUACACAGUUGGUCUACGAAAGAAAAAAAAUGGCGAGUUAUUUUGCGGUGGAGCGUUAAUUAGCCCGACACAUGUGAUCACCUCUUCACGCUGCACCGUCAAUGACAUACGCUGGGCGUCAAUUGGUGCGCACAAUGUCACUGGAAGCAAAAGUGGGGAGCACAUUAAAGUGCUUUCGGUCAUGAAUCAUCCCAACUUUUCGGCGAACAUUGAAUUUAGCAAUGAUUUCGCGUUGCUAGAAUUAGAAAAAGCGACUCUGAUCAAGCCUAUAAAACUUGCAGCAGCUGAUGAUUCAGAUUUUAAGCCGAGAGCAAUGGCGACAGCAUUAGGUUGGGGGGCUACCAGCGAAGGUGGUACGGCGUCAAAGGAGCUCCUUCGCGUCAAAUUGCCUCUCAUCAGUGACGAGGAAUGUGAACAAGUGGCGAAGAUGGACAAGACAAUGUUGUGUGCUGGUGGUGUAAUCAGCGAAGAUGUUUGCAAGGGGGAUACUGGAGGUCCACUUGUUCUUGAAGCUGCUGGUAAAGAUGGAGAAGAUGUGCUCGUUGGUGUAGUCAGCUGGAGUAAAGCGAACGGCUGUGGUCGAGGACCCUUUUACCCAGGAGUUUACUCGAGAGUCUCGCAUGCACGUAGAUGGAUUGAUCCUAUCGGAAAUAGCAAUCACGACACUCAUAUAGUUAAAAAGAUUGACUCAUGGCUUCCACUGGCUUUGUAUCAUCUCCGAAUGGACCCGCAGGUUGCGAUCGUCAGCAAGAACGUAAUUGUAGCGGUCACACCAAAGUUGCCGGAAACGUUUGAAGCUGAUACAUGGAUCAAGUUAUCCGCCGCUGUGCACGCAGUUCAUGUAAAAGAAAUGUCAACGUUGAGCAGAGAAGAGCUUUAUCGCUCUGUAGAAGAUAUGUGCACUUGGAAAAUGGCUGCAAGUUUAUAUAAGCGACUUGAAAAGGCAUGUGCAUUGUAUAUUCAAAAGAGAGUGGAGGAAUUGGUGCAAUACACUGGAGGAGAGACAAAUGUUUUUCUAGAAGCAGUACACAAAUUAUGGGAAGAUCAUUGCGACGAUAUGUUGGUCAUUCGUACCAUCUUUUUGUACUUGGAUCGCACGUACGUAAUGCAGACGCCUCAUAUUGCAUCUAUUUGGGAUAUGGGACUAAACUUAAUGCGCGAUAAUCUUGUACAGCGUCAAAGCUUAGAAAAAAAGCUCAUUGAUGUACUAUUGGAGCUUGUGGAGCACGAACGCAAGGGAGAAGCUAUUAAUCGCAGUUAUUUGUAUAAUUUGCUAAAAAUGCUGUUGUCGCUGCACUUGUAUCAUCAAGACUUUGAGACUCCUUUUUUGAUAGCAUCCGAGCGGUUUUACUUGCAAGAAGGAGCUACAUUAGUCGAGUCGAUGAGUGUACCGCAAUUUUUAAUGCAUGCAGAAAAACGGUUGCAUGAAGAGACGGAACGGGUGAACCAUUAUUUGGAUGCAUCUACGAAGAAACAAUUGAUAGCUGUUGUCGAAAAGAAACUGUUACAACCUCAUGUCGCCACGUUAUUGGAGCGUGGAUUUGAUACUUUGAUGGAAGAAAAACGUAUUGAAGACGUUAAACGAAUGUACGCGCUUUUCGCCAGAGUCAAUGCAAUUGAUGAUCUCAAGAUUGCGUUUUCAAAUUAUAUUCAAAAUAAUGUAUCAAAGCUUGUUAUGGAUGAUCAGCAAGAAAAGACGUUUGUGGAAAAAUUACUCAAAUUGAAGGCGGAUCUCGAUGCUGUUUUGAGCGAAUCGUUUCAAUCGAAUUCGGACUUUUCAUUUGCUAUGAAAUCUGCCAUGGAAAAAGCAAUUAACGUACGGGCAAAUCGUCCUGCGGAACUUGUUGCGAAAUUUGUUGAUAUGAAGCUUCGAACGGGCAACAAAGGUGGCUCAGAAGCUGAAGUGGAGGCGCUUUUGGACCGCGUGAUGGUGAUUUUUCGGUAUAUUCAGGGCAAAGAUGUGUUUGAAGCUUUUUAUAAAAAGGAUCUGGCGAAGCGUUUAUUGGUCGGAAAAAGUGCUUCAUUCGACUUGGAGAAGCUGAUGUUGUCCAAGCUUAAGACUGAGUGUGGUAGCUCGUUUACGAACAAGCUGGAAGGUAUGUUUAAGGAUAUCGAUCUGUCUCAAAAUGUCAUGACGCAGUUCCAACAGCAUGCAGCUAGCAGGCAAGCAUUGGAGACGUUGCAGGUGAAUCAUGGCGUUCCAGACAUGCAAGUUCAGGUUCUGACGACUGGAUUUUGGCCACCAUACGCUGCUGUUGAAAUUAAUUUGCCACCUGCGCUUGUUCCACUUAAAGAAAUGUUUGAUAAGUUUUACUCAUCCAAGUACCAAGGGCGACAGCUUCAGUGGCAACACUCUCUUGCUCAAUGUGUAGUAAAGGGUAAUUUUCCUUCUGGUAAGAAGGAACUUGUAGUAUCGUUAUACCAAACGGUUGUGCUGCUUUGCUUUAAUGGAGCUGAUAAGUUGGGCUUUAAGGAGAUUAGAGAGCAGGCUCGUAUUGAAGAUGGAGAGCUGCGACGGACUCUUCAGUCCCUGGCGUGUGGUAAAAUACGUGUACUGCAAAAGAUACCAAAAGGACGAGAGAUCAAUGACGACGACAUUUUCACCUUCAACUCCAGCUUCACAAAUCAGCUCAUCCGUAUCAAAAUCAAUUCAAUCCAGAUGAAGGAGACGAAGAAAGAGAAUGAAGAUACACACGAGCGAGUGUUUCGGGACCGUCAAUAUCAAGUGGAUGCAGCGAUCGUGCGCAUCAUGAAGGCGCGCAAGAAGCUCUCGCAUGCACUGCUGAUGGCCGAAAUCUUUACGCAAAUUCGCUUUCCCGCAAAAGCUGCAGAUAUUAAGCGCCGAAUUGAAAGUCUUAUUGAUCGAGAGUAUCUUGAACGAGACUCGACCAACGCCCAGAUGUACAACUACUUAGCGUAA
This is a messenger RNA of Plasmopara halstedii, 3051 nucleotides long. RefSeq names its product cullin family. Bases 1 to 3051 code for a protein of 1016 amino acids. Gene Ontology annotation, cellular component: cullin-RING ubiquitin ligase complex. Gene Ontology annotation, molecular function: serine-type endopeptidase activity; ubiquitin protein ligase binding. The record is from RefSeq and is a predicted model, not a curated record. Gene Ontology annotation, biological process: protein ubiquitination; ubiquitin-dependent protein catabolic process. Lineage: Eukaryota; Oomycota; Peronosporomycetes; Peronosporales; Peronosporaceae. The transcript is spliced from 6 exons.